AUGGUGGACCGAUACUAUCUCAAAAGACGUCGAUGUGUAAAGGAAAUCGGCAGGGGUCAGUGUGGCACCGUCUACACUGAAGCUGCAAUCCACGAAGUGUUCAAGGUCAACAACCCGGGAAAAUUGGAUCAGCUGUGGAACGACUGCUGUAUGCACAAGCAAGUUGAAGAAGCUUUUCAGCAGACGACCUUCGAGCUUCGGGAAAAUAUCAACCUACCUCGUAUUUUAGCAUGGCAUACUCCAUCAAGUGGCUCAACAUUACCCGCCUGGCGCGAGACGUUCCCAGAGGCUGCUCAACCGGAGUACGGUCUCGUGUCAAGUCGCAUCGACCCAAUCCCUGACAAGAUGGUGUACACCCUUGUGGUCAGACUCGGUCUCUAUGACAAGAUCCCCGGUGGUUUGAGUAAUAUGAGGACCCAGUACUGUUUGCUCCGUCUGUAUCUGGGCCGCAGAGGCGAAAGACAUGCGACACGCUCCAUCUCCCUCCGGAACUUCGAUCUCCUGACCAUCGCCAAAGCCCUGGCACUACUGCACUGGCAGGCUAACGUGGACGGGAACGAUGUCGAAUUUGUCUUGGGAAGAACUCCUCGAUUCGCUAUGGCACCGACGGCUGCAGACUUGCGUGCGACGGACACAAAUAGUGCCGGGGUUCUGUUCGGACCUUCGCUCGGGCAAGAUGGUGUCGCCGUGUGGCUGCUCGAUUUUGAUCAGUGCCAGACAUUCCCUCACGAUGAGGCUGGAUUGCAACAAUUAGUGCGCAGUUUCUUCUUCAACGACCCAUACUAUCCGAGACCGCACGCAGAGGAUCCAAAAGACGUUGCGCUCUGGGAGACUCUCAAGAAUAGUUACCUUCAGACCAGUGCUGCUCUUACUCAGUGUCAAAUGCCCGAGCCGUUCAUCGAGGCAGUCGAGGUGGAGGGAGCCAAGCGCAAAGCAGGUGGAUCGAUAUUCCAGUGA
This is a messenger RNA of Exophiala xenobiotica, 957 nucleotides long. RefSeq lists its product as uncharacterized. Lineage: Eukaryota; Fungi; Ascomycota; Eurotiomycetes; Chaetothyriales; Herpotrichiellaceae. The coding region runs from base 1 to 957 and encodes 318 amino acids. The transcript is spliced from 2 exons. The record is from RefSeq and is a predicted model, not a curated record.